GGUCGAUGCAAAAUUGAACAACCUGGCCAAGGAGGAUGGCGACGACGACGGCGUUCGCCAAGGCCAAGGACUCUGCUCUACGUAGCUGGUGAUGAGCUGCAGCUUGGCGCCGUACCAUAUCCAGAACGCGAAGAAGGGGCUGGAAGACCAGUUGAACCUCAUGCUGAUGAAGUACUGCGAUCCUGUGCAAGGCGUGCUCUUGGCAUUUAACUCGCUGCAAGUGAUCAAUCCAUAUGGCCACAUUAUCAAUGAAACGCCAUACAUCCACGUGCGCAUCGCGGCGGACGCGCUCGUGUUUCGCCCGACUCCAGGCAUGCAAUUGACAGGGACCGUGAGCAAGGUCGGGAGCAACCACAUUGGUCUGCUAUUGGCAGGAGUGUUCAACGUGUCGAUCGCCGCCACGGAAAUGCCAUCUGGCUUCGUCCACAACUACCACGAAGACGCAUGGAUUGGCCAGGAUUCGAGCGCGAUUGCCGUUGACGACUCGGUCGAGUUCCGCGUGGUCAAAGUACACGUGGCCCACGGGGUGAUCUCGAUCGAUGGUUCCAUGCGAUCGCUUCAGCCGGUGGCAGAUGCGGUCAAGUCACCAAAGAAAGCGUCAUCGAGCAAGAAAACCGCCAAGGUCCCCAAGAGAAAGCAUGUUGCGUUCGAAGACGACGUCGUGGAAGCCCCUGUACAAAAGAAGAAGUCGAAGAAGCAGAAAGUCGAUGACGACGACGUCGUGCCCGUUGUCGCCACAAAGAAGGCGAAGAAGGCCGAGGUCGACGAAGCCAACGAAGAACUCAUUUUGCCUGUCAAAAAGGCCAAAAAGGCCAAGAAACACCACUGAUAUACGCCGAAUGCACACACUGUUCCCUCGCCUGUCCUUGAAAUCUCAUGGCUUUGU
Aphanomyces invadans is the source of this 886-nucleotide messenger RNA. RefSeq lists its product as hypothetical. The coding region runs from base 92 to 829 and encodes 245 amino acids. Gene Ontology annotation, cellular component: RNA polymerase I complex. Lineage: Eukaryota; Oomycota; Saprolegniomycetes; Saprolegniales; Verrucalvaceae. The record is from RefSeq and is a predicted model, not a curated record. Gene Ontology annotation, biological process: DNA-templated transcription initiation. The transcript has 3 exons.